AUGGUGAACAACGCACCAAAACGCAAAACCGCUUCCAAUUCCCCCUCUUCUUAUACCGGGGGAAUCACGAUCAAGUCGCGCCGGGAGAUGCAGGCAAUGGAAAGAGCCGGCGCGAUCGUCGGUUCGACCUUGUCCCUGCUGAAGACUUCGGUUGAGCCAGGGAUUACCACCGGCGAACUGAACCGCAUCGCCGAUCGGCACAUCCGAAGCCACGGAGCAGUCCCGACUUUUAUUGGCUAUCAAGGAUUUCCGGCGGCCAUUUGUGCGUCCGUGAAUGAGGAGAUCGUGCACGGAAUCCCCGGCAAACGCGUGCUCAAGGAAGGAGACAUCAUCAAAAUGGAUGUGGGGGCCACUAUCGACGGCUUCAUUGGCGACGCUGCCAUUUCGGUGGCCGUCGGCGAAGUUAGCGAGGCUGCCCUCAACCUGAUGGCCGACACUGAAUCGAGUCUGAUGGCCGGAAUCGCGGCCGCUCAGCCGGGCAACCGCAUCGGCGACAUUGGCGCCGCCGUACAGGGCUACGCCGAACCUCUCGGCUACGGGGUGGUGCGUCAGUUUGUGGGCCACGGCGUGGGACGGUUCCUGCACGAAGACCCGCAAGUUCCCAAUUACGGCGAACCCGGCAAGGGUGUACUGCUGCGGCCGGGUAUGUGCAUCUGUAUCGAGCCCAUGCUCAAUCUGGGCACCCACGACGCACAGAUACUGGACGACGACUGGACGGUGGUAACUGCCGAUGGCGCGCUGUCCGCUCAUUUCGAACACACGUUGGCAAUAACCCAGGACGGCCCGAAAAUCUUGACGUUGCACGAUUAA
Messenger RNA from Geodia barretti, 810 nucleotides. The record is from the annotation of a GenBank genome assembly. NCBI's taxonomy places the organism in Eukaryota, Metazoa, Porifera, Demospongiae, Tetractinellida, Geodiidae.